UUUCACUGGAAAGAUUAACCAAAAUUUCGCAUUUUCUCAGCACAAACAAAAACAUUGUCUUCCUCUUUCCUUUAUACAGUUUGUUGUGUUCCCUUUUACUAUUAUCAGGAAUUAUGGCUUCUUCUUCUUCUUCUUCCUUGAUCACUCUUCCAUCGAAGAAGUACGAUGUGUUCAUUAGUUUUAGAGGUGCCGAUAUCCGCGAUGGUUUUCUCAGCCAUUUGCGGGAGGCUUUGCGCCAAAACGAAGUCAAUACCUUUGUGGAUGAAAAACUUGAUAGAGGAGAAGAGAUCUCAUCCUCCCUCUUGGAAAUAAUUGAAGAGUCAUACUUUUCGUUGGUCAUUUUUUCAGAAAAUUAUGCUUAUUCUCCCUGGUGUUUGGAAGAACUUGUGAAGAUACUUGAGUGCAAGAAAGACAUGGAACAAAUGGUUCUACCGGUUUUCUACCGUAUAGAUCCAACCCAUGUUCAAGAACUUACAGGUAGCUUUGGAGCCGCACUUGCUAAGCAUAGAGAAGAUUUCACGAACUCGUUAGACACGGUGGAGAGCUGGUGCCAAGCUUUGAAAGAAAUUGCUGAGAUAGCAGGGUUGGUUUCCCGUGACAUUAGGCCUGAUUCCGAGCUAAUUGAGGAAAUUGUCAAACACAUUUCAGAAAAAUUAAAUGAUGUGUUUCCAUGUGAUUCUUGUGAUGAAGGGUUAGUUGGAAUUGAUUCCCGUGUCAAGGAUGCUGAAUCCUUAUUAUGCCUGGAGUCUGUGCGUGUUUUAGGAAUAUGGGGGAUGGGUGGAAUAGGAAAAACCACCAUUGCUGAGAAAUUAUUUGAACGAAUUUCUGGUCAAUUCAAUAGGCGAUGCUUUGCUGCAAAUGUCAGGGAAAAGUUUGAAAAGUGCGGACCAGAUACAGUACGACAGGAAAUCCUUUUUCAAGUAUUAGGAAGGGAAACUUGUAAUUUAGGUCCGCCCAUCAGGAGAAGGCUGCCAAGAGAAAAAGUUCUCAUUGCUCUUGAUGAUGUGAGUGAUUCAGAUCAAAUAGAACGUUCCAUAGGGAAACCGGCUAUCUAUGGUCCAGGGAGUAAAUUCAUUAUAACAAGCAGAGAUAAACAACUGCUUAGGAACAUGCAGGCUCAAAUAUAUGAAGUUGAGAAAUUGAAUGACUGUGAAGCUUCUUGGCUUUUUGGCUUCCAUGCCUUCAAACAAGAUGAUGUAGGAAAAGAAUAUAUGGUGUUUUCAAAGAAGGCAGUUAAAUAUGCUCAAGGCAAUCCAUUAGCCAUUAAAGUUUUGGGUUCCAAUUUAUAUAGUAGAAGUGUGAAAGAAUGGGCAGAUGAAUUAGAAAAAUUGGAAGGUACAUCUGAUGAAAAAGUUCAGAGAAUAUUGAGACUAAGUUAUGAUGCUCUAUCUGCAUAUGACAAGGAAAUUUUUCUUGACAUAGUGUGCUUCUUCGAAGGGGAAGAUAAAGUUCGUGUUGAAAAUAUACUGGGUACCCCUGGCUCAAUAAUUGGAAUCAGUCGUCUAGCUGAUAUGUCCCUUAUUUCUAUUGCAAAUAACAAGUUACAUAUUCAUGACUUGCUGCAACAAAUGGGCAAGGAUAUUACUUGCGAGGAAAAACAGAUUGGACAACGUAGCAGACUGUGGCAUCCUAAGGAUAUAUGUUACCUGUUGACAAGAGCUGAGGGGACUGGAGCAAAUAAAGGUAUAUCGCUGGACAUGUCCAAUAUCAGAGAGGUGGAACUAAGUCCUACGGUCUUUGAGAGAACGUACAAUCUCAAGUUUCUCAAGUUCUACUGUUCAGUACUCAGUCAAAACAGAGUAAACUUCUCGGAAGGACUCAAAUUUCUUCCAGAUGAGCUAAGGUUACUGCACUGGUAUCAAUACCCUUUGAAAUAUGUGCCAUUGAGUUCAUGUGCUGAGAACCUUGUUGAUCUUUGCUUGACUAAUAGCAAAAUUAGGGAACUUUGGAAUGGAGUUCAGCAUCUUGGAAAUUUGAAAUAUGUUAACCUCAGCUUCUCUGAGGAUCUAAUCAGAAUUCCAGACUUGUCUGGAUGCCCAAAUCUUGAGGUUCUUAAUUUGCUUACAUGUACAAGUUUGGUUGAAAUUCCCCCAUCUAUAAAAUGUUUGAGCAAACUUACUUCACUGUUUCUAUCAAGUUGUGCAAGUCUUUGCGAUUUACCGAGCUUGCUUCAUUUGAAAAGUCUUAAGGUUCUUUUCGUACAGAAUUGCCCAAAAAUCAUGGAGUUUCCAGUGGUUCCAUGUGAUAUAAGGAGUUUAUAUAUGAGUACAAAUGCAAUAGAGCAAGUGCCCUCUUCAAUUGGGGGUCUCUCUCAUCUUUUUUUGUUGGAUUUGGGUUGGUCGACGGGGCUUGAAAGUCUUCCAGACAGCAUUUGCAAUCUCAAAUCUCUCAGAGAAUUUCGUAUCGGUUGCUGUGAGAACCUAAAGGAACUUCCGGAGAACUUGGGGAAUUUAGAAUCUCUAGAGAAGAUUUCAGCAGAUGGCUCUGCUAUAAAAGAAUUACCAGACAGCAUUUGCAAUCUGAAAAACUGGCGACAUUAUCAGUUGAGAACUGCUGGUACUGGUAUAAAAGAAUUACCAGAAAGCAUUUGCAGUCUGCAAAAUCUUGCAGCCUUAUUUCUUGGCAAUUGUGUAAAUCUGCAGGGUCUGCCAGAAAACAUUGGUAAUUUAGAAUCUCUAAAGGUGCUUCAGGCAUAUGGUACUGGUAUAAAAAAAUUACCGGACAGCUUUGGCAAUCUGAAACAACUUAUAGUGGUUGACAUUUCUGACUGCGUAGUUCUGCAUGGACUGCCAGAGAGCUUUGGGAAUUUAGAAUCUUUGCGGCGUAUUACGGCAUCUGGCUCUGGUAUAAAAACACUACCAUCUUUGACAGGGUUUCCUCUUCUAGUGGUGGCUAAUCUAGAUUUUUGUGGCCUGCUAGAAUUUCCUAGCACUCUUUGCCAUAUAGUGUCAUUGAAAGAAUUGUACAUUGGUGGAAAUAAUUUCGAGACAAUACCAGAUACCAUCAAAAAACUUUCAAGACUAGUUCAACUUGAAUUAAGUGAUUGCAUGAGACUAAAAUAUUUGCCAGAGCUUCCAUCUCUCAGCAUAUUAUCUGCAAAUAAUUGCACUUGUCUUGAAUCAGCAUCCUGUUUAUUCCAACUCCAGAGUAUUAAAGCUUUACAAUUUGGCAACUGCAUCAAUUUGGAUGGGGAUGAAUGCAGUAAAAUUGUGGACCAUUUAUUGGCAACUUCUUGGCAGAGGGAAGUGAGUUUAUCAUACUAUAUGGUAAAUGUGUGUAACAAGAUUUUUCAUGUAGCACAGGCGUUAUGUUUCCCUGGAAGUGAAGUGCCACAAUGGAUCAAGUAUCAGAAUGACUCUGGAUCUUCUUUCUUUUUGUCAUUUAGACAACUGGAGCUGGUGAAAUCUACCUGUUUCACAUUUUGUGCUGUUUUUGAUCCCAAAGUUUGUCAUCCUUAUCGUUUCCUAAGAAUUGGAUACACAGUCCAUUUCAUAAACGAGUCUGGACAUAGCCAAUAUCAAUUUGAUCGCUAUUGGGAUGAAAAUAAUUUUCUUCUUGGUUAUGGUUGGACGGAUAGAAUGAUAUGA
Molecule: messenger RNA, 3587 nt
Organism: Hevea brasiliensis (rubber tree)
Lineage: Eukaryota; Viridiplantae; Streptophyta; Magnoliopsida; Malpighiales; Euphorbiaceae
Product: disease resistance protein RPV1-like
Exons: 7
Coding region: 114-3587 (1157 amino acids)
Biological process (GO): signal transduction; defense response
Molecular function (GO): ADP binding
Source: RefSeq, a predicted model, not a curated record